Molecule: messenger RNA, 1100 nt
Organism: Helicoverpa zea (corn earworm)
Lineage: Eukaryota; Metazoa; Arthropoda; Insecta; Lepidoptera; Noctuidae
Product: aldo-keto reductase family 1 member B1-like
Exons: 7
Coding region: 39-1001 (320 amino acids)
Cellular component (GO): cytosol
Molecular function (GO): aldose reductase (NADPH) activity
Source: RefSeq, a predicted model, not a curated record
CUUAUUCUCAACUAGUUGUUAAACUGCCUUUUACGAGCAUGGCCGCUAAAAUUCCUACUGUGAAGUUUAAUAACGGACUAUCGUGUCCCAUACUGGGUCUUGGGACAUGGCAGUCAAAUCCUGGCGAAGUGACACGCGCGGUCGGCGAAGCGAUCGACAUCGGCUAUCGACAUAUAGAUUGUGCACAUCUUUAUUUUAACGAGAAGGAGGUCGGAGAAGCGAUCAAGGAGAAAAUUAACCAGGGCAUCGUAAAAAGAGAGGACCUUUUUAUAACAUCAAAGAUAUGGAAUACGUAUCACAGGCCGGAUUUAGUGGAAAAGGCUGUAAAAAUCUCGCUGUCUGAUCUCGGAUUGGAUUAUUUGGAUUUAUAUCUCAUUCACUGGCCUAUGGCUUACAAGGAAGGGAGUGAUCCGUUUCCUUCAGAUGCUAAUGGCAAAGUGAUUUACUCCGACGUAGACUACGUGGAUACAUGGAGGGCUAUGGAGAAGCUCGUCGAGAAAGGCCUCGUUAAGAGCAUCGGAGUCAGCAACUUCAAUUCUGUACAACUGACUCGAAUUCUGAACGCUGCUACAAUUAAGCCAGUGACCAAUCAGGUGGAAUGCCAUCCAUAUUUGAAUCAGAGUAAAUUGUUCAACUUCUGCGUGGAGCGUGGUCUGACACUGACGGCGUAUAGUCCACUUGGUAGCCCCCAGAGGCCGUGGGCGCAGCCCGGGGAUCCUUCUUUGUUGGAAGACCCCAAAGUGUUGGCUAUCGCGAAAAGGUUGAACAAAUCGCCAGCACAAGUUCUUAUAAGGUACCAGAUUGACAGAGGCAUCAUAGUUAUACCUAAGUCAGUAACCAAAAGCCGUAUAGCAGAGAACUUCAACGUUUGGGACUUCGCCCUGACGAAGGAAGACAUUAAGAGCAUCAACAGUCUCGACUGCAACGGUCGACUGAUACCGCAGGCAGAGGGUCGAGAGCACAAGGAUCAUCCCUUCGCUAAUCCAGAUAUUAUCUUCUGAAUGCGGCAUCCGACAAAUAUAUACAUUUACUUACUAAACCGGCUGUAUUGCCAUUGUUUUGUUGGUAUGUUAUUACAUUAAAUAAUCAUAAGAUACGGU